UGGAAACACUAGCGAGGCUAGCUAACAAAUGUUGCGACUUGCGACUCCGUAAAGUUCAUCCUAAAAACAGACACAAGUACUGCGAGAACACCAAUCACAGGACCGAAGAGCAGAUCUCCAUGGUAACCGCGGCUGGCUUGCUUUCAAACUUCCUGUUUGUUGUUUGCAGCUGCAGAUAAAAACGUUGAAGUGUCGGUAAGUCUGGAUCACUUCUCUUACUGUCUUUGAUUGAAUUUUUAUUGAACAUCCACCUGUUGACGUUGUUCCCGCGAGCCCGUCAGAUCUGCAGCUUCCUGCUGUCACGAGCCGCGAGAGACUGCGGACACACCUGGCGCGGACCACACCUGGUCCGGAACCCUUCUGAUACCGUGAAAAUAUCCGUUCAGUUAAACGAUGGCGGGGACGUCGAGACACGAUCGAGAGAUGGCGAUGAACGCCAAGCGUCGGCUGGCGGACUGCUCUGACCCGGUGGAGAGACUCAGGCUUCAGUGUCUGGCCAGAGGAUCGGCUGGCAUCAAAGGUCUGGGCAGAACCUUUAAAAUCAUGGACGAUGACAACAACCGCUCCCUCGACUUCAAGGAGUUCGCGAAGGGUUUGAAUGACUUCGGGAUCCUGAUGGAGAAACACGAGGCCACGGCUCUCUUUCGGCGCUUUGACCGCGACGGCAGCGGGACCAUCGACUUUGACGAGUUCCUCGUCACUCUGCGGCCGCAGAUGUCCAAGGCCAGGAAGGAGGUGGUCAUGCAGGCGUUUCGGAAGCUGGACAAGACGGGUGACGGCGUGAUCACCAUCGAAGACCUGAGGGGGGUUUAUAACGCCAAGUACCACCCCAAGUAUCAGAACGGGGAGUGGACAGAAGACCAAGUCUUCAGGAAGUUCUUGGACAGCUUUGAUUCUCCGUAUGACAAAGACGGGAAGGUGACCAAAGAGGAGUUCGUCAACUAUUACUGUGGAGUCAGUGCCUCCAUCGACAGCGACGUCUACUUUAUUCUCAUGAUGAGGAACGCCUGGAAGCUCUGAGAGGAACCGAAGGACGUGAACUCCAAACCGUGCUGAGGAAACAGCAAAACAGCACGCGGCCUUUCGGCAGUCAGGAUGCUGCGUGAAGGAGCUCUUUACUGCAGCUGUAACCCACGUGUUGUUUUUAAGAGCUAGAAAAUAAAUUCUCUGAAUGAAUG
Chelmon rostratus (copperband butterflyfish) is the source of this 1178-nucleotide messenger RNA. RefSeq names its product calcyphosine-like b (gene capslb). The coding region runs from base 394 to 1020 and encodes 208 amino acids. NCBI's taxonomy places the organism in Eukaryota, Metazoa, Chordata, Actinopteri, Chaetodontiformes, Chaetodontidae. The transcript has 6 exons. Gene Ontology annotation, molecular function: calcium ion binding. The record is from RefSeq and is a predicted model, not a curated record.